Hansenula ciferrii is the source of this 861-nucleotide messenger RNA. RefSeq names its product SUR7/PalI family protein. The coding region runs from base 1 to 861 and encodes 286 amino acids. Gene Ontology annotation, cellular component: plasma membrane; cell cortex of cell tip. Gene Ontology annotation, biological process: fungal-type cell wall organization. Lineage: Eukaryota; Fungi; Ascomycota; Saccharomycetes; Phaffomycetales; Wickerhamomycetaceae. The record is from RefSeq and is a predicted model, not a curated record. The transcript has a single exon.
AUGUGGUAUAAUUUCAUUGAAAGAGAAAACAAGACCCCAGGAUCAUUAUCUUCAUUGAUUCCAAUGCUUGCAGCAUUAGUUCUUUUAAUCUUUGCAUUAGCAAGUAGUGCUAAUGAUUCAAAACCACUUUUAAAUAUUUAUAUGAUGGAAAUUGAUAUAUCAAAUAUUAAUUGGGAUAAAGUUAUAUCAACAGAUUCUUCAAUUGUUAAAUCAAAUUGGCAAAGUGAAGAAAAAAUUCAAAGACAUGGAUUAUUUUCUCAAUGUAUUGGUAAAGAAACUAGAGAUUCAUUUGAAGUUAAAGAAUGUGAUAUUUUUAGAAGAGCUUUUGAUAUUAAAUAUUUUAUUGCUAAAUCAAUUAGAAAUGUUCAAGGUUCAUGGGUCAAGGAUCCAUCUGAUUUGAAUUUACCUAAAGGUGCAAUAGUUUCAAAUAGUGUUCCAGGAGCUGCAAUUGCAUUUUUGGUAAUGUCAACAGUUUGGGUUGGAUUAAGUGUAAUUUUCAAUAUUUUAGAUGUUAAAUAUACUUAUAUUAUCAAAUUUCUUUCAGUUUUAGCAUUAUUCAUAUCAAAUUUAAUUACAAGUAUCGUGGCGAGAAGAGUUGUUAAUUCUUUAAAUGAUCACCAGGAUGAAUAUGGUAUUAAAGGUUCAAUUGGACAAGGUUGGUUAAGAAUUGUUUGGGUUGCUUUUGGUGUUUUAGUAUUUGCAUUUAUUAUUGAAUCAGGAUUGAAUUUAUAUUAUACUAAAUACAAAAACAGAGGUAAACAAAAUGAUCAAGAUGAUAGAAGAACAAGUGAAUUAACAAAUGUUUCAAGUUGGAAUAAUAAAAAUGAACCUAUUGGUGAUUCAAAACGUGAAAUUGUUUAA